Prunus dulcis (almond) is the source of this 2076-nucleotide messenger RNA. Its product is annotated as putative leucine-rich repeat-containing protein DDB_G0290503. The transcript has 2 exons. Bases 633 to 1940 code for a protein of 435 amino acids. Gene Ontology annotation, cellular component: endoplasmic reticulum; endoplasmic reticulum membrane. Lineage: Eukaryota; Viridiplantae; Streptophyta; Magnoliopsida; Rosales; Rosaceae. The record is from RefSeq and is a predicted model, not a curated record. Gene Ontology annotation, biological process: endoplasmic reticulum to Golgi vesicle-mediated transport; intracellular protein transport.
ACUAGCAUGAUAUAUUUUAAAUAUUUAUGCUAGAUAACACAUUUAUAGGAACCCUAAAUGUGAUUUGUAUUAAUUUGAAAAUUGAACCAGUAUAGGAACCCUAAUAUGAUUCUAAACCUAGUCCACGCAGAGCUAGCUACAACCAACCGGGAACUGCCCUUGUUUGGUUACUUAACAAAUUCCAAAAACUCCAACUUUCAAGCAUACCCUGCUUGUAUCGAAGGCUUCAUGCCUACUAUCUGCUUAGAUCCCGCAUAUCUCCACCAUUCCAUCUUUCUCAGAGCUGUCCUUUCGCCGUCGUCGGUUCGAUUGCUGGUUUCCUCUUGGUGCAUCGGUGGUUACGAUUCCGGUGAAGAUGCGACUUCUUGGGUUGUUGCUGUUCAAAACCCAGAUCCCCCCACUUCCCUUUCGAACCGAUUUCAUCACCCGGAUACAAGGGCCAACCCAAAACGCGAUCUCUCGCGUACCCCUUGGAAGGUGUGUAGAGCCGGGACAACGCUCCGACUCUGUUGCCUGCACCACCCCCUUCCUGCUCCUUGGUUACUAUUCUUGUGCCUUUGGACUGCUCUGAGAGUUACUGGCUUUUGUGAUAGAUCUGUGAUGUGGGAUUAUGCAUAUUCCUUGAUUUUGUGAUGCACGAAGUAUGUCAGGAUAUCAGAAAACUUCGGAGACAAGCAAAACUGCGCAAAAGAUUUGAAGAGAACGACAAUGGUUUGCUUGGAGAAAAAGAAAAUCAAUUGCAGUUUUUGAGAAGAAAACUGAACAAUGUAGAAUAUGAACUUAGGACCAAAACUAAAGAGCUGGUUGUUGCAAAUGCUGAUAGUUCUUCUCUAAGUAACUUAUUUAAUAAGUUACAUAUUGAGCAAGGUAUCGUAGUGCAGGAAAAUCAAAGUCUGCAGAAUGAGUUGAAAUCAUCAAACAUCAAACUUCAACAGCUACAAUAUGAACUUGACGAAAUGACACAAGAGGUUUUGGCAGGAAAUAACUACGCUAGUGCGUUACAGAAAAGAUCCGAAGAGGCUUUCCUCAACCACAAUCGUUUAUUUGCUGAAAAGGAGAAGCAAUUGCAGUCAUUGAGAACAAGGCUGGACCAACUAGAAUUUGAACUUCAAAAUAAAGAGAGCGAGGUUAAUGUUGCAGAAGCCAAUAAUGAUGUUCUAAGGAACCUAUAUGGAGAGUUACUUGAGGAAAACCAAAGUUUGAAGAGCCAGUUGCAAUCAUAUGACAACAAGUUCAAACAGCUAGAAUCUGAAAUCGACAAGAAGACAGAGUUUGAUCAUGUUUGCGAAUUGCAGUUCUGGAAAGCAACUCUCAGCCAAGUAGAAUAUGACCUUAGGAUGAAAACUGAAGAGCUUGAUGUUGCGGAAGCGAAUAUUACUUCUCUAGGUAACUUAUUGAAAGAGUUGCAUGCUGAGAAAGAUAUUGUAGUGCAAGAAAACCAACAUCUACAAUAUGAACUUUACAGAAGGAAACAAGAGUUUUUGGCUGAAAAUAAUAAUGUUAGUGAUUUACAGAAAAGAUAUGAAGAGGCUUCCGUCAACCACUGUGGUAUACUUGCAGAAAAAGAGAAGCAAUUGCAGUCAUUGAGAAUAAGGUUGGACAAACUAGAAUUUGAACUUGAGAACCAAGAGAGAGAGGUUUGUGUUGCAGAAGCCAAUACUGAUGUUGUAAGAAAACUAUUUGGAGAGUCACUCAUUGAGCAAGGUGUUGUAGUUGAGGAAAACCAAAGCUUGAAGAGCCAGUUGCAGUCAUAUGACAAGAAGCUUAAACAACUAGAAUAUGAAGUCGAGACAGAGACAGAGGCUAAUAUUAUUGAUCUAAAGGAAGAUUUAGAAGAUGAUAUUCUUGAGUAUGAUCAGUUACUUGAGGAGACCAAGAUCUUAAGAAGCCAAUUAGAAUGGGAGAUUGUCACAGACUCACAAAGUAGCCAACAAGAUUAAUUAGGGGAAUUGUAGACCUUUCAAGAUGUUUUUUAGUUAUUUACUUUUCAUGGCAGUUGUUAGGAAAUUCUAUUUUUCACAUUUUAGUUCAUACAAGAAAACAAAAAAUCAUAUAUAUACAUAUUUAAACUAAAAU